This is a messenger RNA of Haplochromis burtoni (Burton's mouthbrooder), 1132 nucleotides long. Its product is annotated as E3 ubiquitin-protein ligase TRIM21-like. Gene Ontology annotation, molecular function: protein binding. The record is from RefSeq and is a predicted model, not a curated record. NCBI's taxonomy places the organism in Eukaryota, Metazoa, Chordata, Actinopteri, Cichliformes, Cichlidae. The transcript has a single exon. The annotation marks the transcript as partial.
CAUUCACACCCUGAUGCUGACUGGACAGAGGUCAGUAUCCAUCCACCAUCAUAUGAGGGGACUGUGGUGAGAGCUGGGGUGAGAGCUGUUAGUCAACUGAAGGAGACACUCAAUAAAGAAAUGAAGAAGUUGUUUGAAGCUGAGUUGAAGAGGGUCCAGCAGUAUGCAGUGGAUGUGACUCUUGAUCCUGAUACAGCACAUCCUAAACUCAUCCUGUCUGAUGAUGGGAAACAAGUACACUGUGGUGAAGAGGAGAAUGAUCUUCCAGACAACCCAGAGAGAUUUUCUGAAUUUCUCAUUGUUUUAGGAAAGCAGAGUUUGUCAUCAGGCAGAUUUUACUUUGAAGUUCAAGUAAAAUACAAGACCAAAUUGAUGUUAGGAGUGGUCACAGAGUCAGUCAACAGGAAGGAAAAAUUCACGGUUGAACUGAACCGAACGAAAGGUUACUGGAUUGUAGGAGUAUAUAAAAAUAAUUAUAUAGCUCUGGAGGGUCUUCCAGUCUGUCUCUCCCUUCAGUCAGAUCCUGAGAAGGUGGGGGUGUUUGUGGAUUAUGAAGAGGGUCUGGUCUCCUUUCAUGAUGUAGAUGAUGCAGCUCUUAUCUACUCCUUUACUGGCUGCUCCUUCACCGGGAAACUCUACCCAUUCUUCUGUCCCUGGAAUGUUGAUGAUGAUGGUAAAAACUCUGCACCUCUGAUCAUCUGUCCUGUGAUGAUAGGUGAUGGUGAUGGUGAUGAGGAUGAUGAUGAUGAUGACCAUGAUAAUUGAUCAUCACCUGUUCUGUCAAUCAGUCAAUCAGAUAUUGGAGUGCAAAACUAACACCAAUGGAAGAUGGACAAGGAAAGGUCAAAGCCAUGAUAAUAAACAGUGGGCAGACAGUGUUCAGCACAAUAUUAAUUAGACAUUAAUUGGAAGAGGUGUAUUGCUGAUUUGUCUCCUUUACGAAUUAUAAUGGCUGUUUGUUAGCCGUUUGCAUACUAUGCAUACUCUCUUUCUGUGUGUGUGUGUUUGUUUAUCUGUUUAAAUUCAGUAUAGUUCCGACAACAGUUAUCACAAUAAAAUAUGUUAAUGCGCAAUCCUUAAUAUGUUUUAUACAGUGGGGCAAAAAAGUAUUUAGUCAGCCACCGAUUGUGCA